Molecule: messenger RNA, 724 nt
Organism: Cynara cardunculus var. scolymus (artichoke)
Lineage: Eukaryota; Viridiplantae; Streptophyta; Magnoliopsida; Asterales; Asteraceae
Exons: 2
Coding region: 120-476 (118 amino acids)
Biological process (GO): systemic acquired resistance
Molecular function (GO): fatty acid binding
Source: RefSeq, a predicted model, not a curated record
AUUCAAGAUAGUGUAAACUACGUGUAAGCAACUUUUAUACUUACUAAACCAGUAUAAAACCCCAUGAAUCUGCAAUUGGUUUCUGCAUUCUGCUCAAGGAUACAAAGAACUUAGAGAACAUGGAAGCUUCAAUGAAAUACAUAUGCCUGUUGGGGUUUCUUGUGGCUGUUGUCAUUGCUGGAUUGAGUGAAGUGGAUGGAGCUGGUGAGUGUGGGAAAGCGAACCCUGAUAUGGAAGCGUUCAAGCUCGCUCCUUGUGCAUCAGCUGCGCAAGAUGAACAUGCUUCUGUUUCUUCCAGUUGCUGUGCUCAGGUGAAAAAGUUGGGGCAAAACCCGAAAUGCCUCUGUGCAGUUAUGCUGUCUAACACUGCCAAAAGUUCUGGGAUCAAGCCCGAGAUUGCCAUGACCAUUCCGAAACGAUGCGACAUAGCUGAUCGUCCUGUUGGUUAUCGAUGUGGAGCUUAUACAUUGCCUUGAAAGCUACUGGUUUCCAUGUAAGUCAUGUGGAUGUCUACAAGUUGUACCAGUGAGUAUGAAAUGUGUGUUGGCUGAUUCUUUCUAGUCAAGGGUUUGUUCUGCUCAUGUGUUUAGUAAAUAAAUUACUGGUAGUUUGAUUAUUGUGUUCCAAAAAACUUCCAUAUAUGUUCUUAUUUGGUGUCUCUUGUUGAACCUUUAUAUGAUCAAUAUAUGGAUCUUAAGAAAAGCAAUGUGAAUUUUGCAUUUCA